GAAUGGGAAGCGGAUUAUUAGUCAUCCUCUAAGCCUUUACCUGUCUCAUUCUUAUCAUUGUUCUCACCCUUCCUUCUCUAACCCUAAUUCUAUCUCUCCAAUCAUCACUAAAACUAAAACUACAACCAAACAGCACCAACAAAUAUCUGUACACAAAUUAUUCUCUUUUUCUCUAUUCUCUUUCUUUUCUUCUGUUCUUUUGUUCUCUUCUUUUUCUUUUUCUCUUUUCCUUCACUUCUCUGCUGCGAGAACGUCUGAUUUUGGUCUGGGUUUCGAAUUUCUUCGAGAAAUUUCAAGAGUCUUUGUAGCAUAUGCUUUCUGUGGGUUCCCUUCAUCUCAUGAUCUGAGUGGAAGCAAUACAUAAACUGGGUUAUAACAAUUUUUUCUUCAUGGAAGAGUUCAGUCGCGCUCGGUUUGAUGGCAUUGGAAGUACUGCAAGAAAGAAAAGGAGUCAAACAUCUCGGCGGCCUAAGCCUGAUGCACGACAAUUCAUUGACAGUCAUGAUAAUUCACUCUCAUCAACCCCACCACCUUCAGAUGAUGUAAGUAAGGCCUCCAGUGAUGAGAAUGAUACUAAUUCUAGGAGGAAAGAGUUCAAUCUUAAUCAAUGCAUGUCCAAGGUUUCUUCUGCUACUGAAGUUGAAGGUGAAAAGUCUUAUAUUAGGAAUAAGGAGUUUGGAGGACUCAAUGCAUUUUCCCACAAUGAUCCUGGACGAAGUAUGAUUAAUAGUAAACGUGCUAGUGAAGGUGUCCUUGCCCCUGCUAAUUGGAGAAGCACCAGUAAGGUAAAGGAAUCCUUUGAAUCAGAGUCAAGUAGUGCAGAUGUCUACAUUGGAAGGAAUGGUGAAAGUUCAGGGCAGUCUGGAGUGAUUUUAGAUGGAUUAGGAAAUGAGAACAAAGUUAAAAAAGUGAAGCUCAGGGUUCGUGGUGUCACACACACAAUCCAUGCCGACUCAACGACUAAUGGUGCAAUUUCUACCAAGAGCUCUCGAUUCUCAGAAACUUCCAGAUCUCGUCAGAAGCAAAACCUUCAGUGCAAUCUACAGGAAGACAAUUCCAUUUUAGAUAAGAGGUCUGGUUUGCAAGGAGUCCCUUGGAAAGAUUUCUCCAAAGGUGGUUUUAUUCUUGGGAAAGACAGUACUUCUAUGGGGAGGAUAUCCGGAAAGAAUACAUCAGGAAAGCAAGGAGAGAAAUCUGAACCAGUUCGUAAGAGCAAGCGGGUGCCCAAGAGACGUGUGCUAGAUGGGGACAUUGGUGAAGAGUAUGAGGAUGAUGAGAUCCGGUACCUGGAGAAACUUAAAACUCCAAAGAUUGCAGCUGCAUAUAAAGAUUAUGAAGAAUCAAGCACGAAACAGCAAAAGCUGCUGAGCGUGGAAAAAGUUGGUGCUUCAAGUUCAGUGAAGGAUGGGAAGAAGAAGUCCACUUUAGAGAGGGCAUCAGAGGACACAGAUUAUGAGGACGAAGAAGAUCUGGCAUCUGAGGGUGAGGUCGAAGGUAAUAAGAAGAAGAAGCAGAAAAGGGAAUCUGUGGAUGCAUUGAUGGAUAGUAAGAGGGAGAUGACUCUGACCACGCGUCAACGUGCCCUUCAGUCAAGCAAAGAUGGCUCUGCACCUGGUUCUAACCUAAUUGAGUUUCCGAACGGAUUACCGCCUGCGCCAUCAAGAAAGCAAAAGGAGAAACUUACUGAAGUGGAGCAGCAACUAAAGAAGGCUGAGGCUGCCCAGAGACGUAGAAUGCAAGUUGAGAAGGCUGCAAGGGAAUCUGAGGCUGAGGCUAUUAGAAAAAUACUUGGUCAAGAUUCCAGCAGGAAGAAGCGAGAAGACAAAAUAAAGAAGCGCCAGGAAGAAUUGGCACAGGAGAAGGCUGCUAAUGCCCUGGUGCUUGGAACAAACACAAUUAGAUGGGUCAUGGGUCCUACUGGGACUGUUGUGACUUUCUCCAAUGACAUGGGCCUCCCCAGCUUAUUUGACUCUAAACCUUGCAGCUAUCCUCCUGAGCGUGAAAAAUGUGUGGGUCCUUCUUGUACUAAUCCAUACAAGUAUAGAGAUUCAAAGUCAAAGCUUCCGCUUUGCAGCCUACGCUGCUACAAGGCAGUUCAGGGACAGCUGGGAGCUGAAGCUAGCUGCUAAUUUUGUCAUUCCUGAUGCCCGUCAAUAUUUUUGCACAGCUAUGUUGAUAUUUCUGUUAACUAUAGUAUAGGCUAAUGAAAGAUAAUUUUUAACUUAGUGUUGAAGGGUUAUACAAGGAUGUUGGCUGAUUUGCUGUCAUCUACGCCUUGAAUAUCUAUAAAUGAAAAUUUGCCUUCAAUGGCUGAGAUAUGUUCUAGGUAUUUAUGCAAUGCAACUGAGAUUUGUUCUAGA
Messenger RNA from Jatropha curcas, 2360 nucleotides. Its product is annotated as HIT zinc finger and PAPA-1-like domain-containing protein. Gene Ontology annotation, cellular component: Ino80 complex. The record is from RefSeq and is a predicted model, not a curated record. NCBI's taxonomy places the organism in Eukaryota, Viridiplantae, Streptophyta, Magnoliopsida, Malpighiales, Euphorbiaceae. Gene Ontology annotation, biological process: chromatin remodeling.